Molecule: messenger RNA, 1490 nt
Organism: Symbiodinium necroappetens
Lineage: Eukaryota; Dinophyceae; Suessiales; Symbiodiniaceae
Source: the annotation of a GenBank genome assembly
AUGCGUUUGUCUACUGCUGGUACUCUUCUGUUGCCCCCCACGUCCAGUGCCCAAACCAUCGUGCCGCUGGGUUCUGUCAUCCAGCAGCUUGGGUAUCGCUUGGACUGGACUGCCUCGCGAUGCCGGUUGAUUGCUCCUUCGGGUCGUGCCUUUCGCUUGAGGGUUAAAGGUGGGUGUCCAGAGAUCAUGGAAUCGGAAGCCUUGGUGCUAAUUAGCAAGCUAGAAGAAAAGCGGCUAGAGGACUUGAAGUCUCUGGAGGCGAAUGUGGCCGAAGGUACCUCUCGCAUCAGAGCUGUCAAAGCCUUGAUGUCAAAGAGCUGGUGGGAUCACAUGCAAGAUUAUGUGAGCCUUGGAUCCACUAAUUCAGCCCAACUAGCGUUGCAGGCCGCGCCUUUCUUGGCAGAUGUUCCCCAAGCAGCUUUGCAGGGACUUGUUGAGGAUGUUGCUCAGGUUUCAGGAUGGGAGCUCCUGAAAGGUUUGACGCAUCUCAAUCGGCGUCGCCGUCGUGCACUGCUCAAUGCCCCAGAGUGGAUUGCAAAGUGUCGCAUCUUCUUGGUGCGCCGCCGCGCUGUACGUUUGCAUGGGAAUAGCGUUGUUCCACCUGUGCGCGGGCCAUUGGACUUAUAUGGCCUUCCGGAGUUGUCAGCAGCACAAAGGGCGAAGGUUGAUCGUGAGACGGCUUUGCUUUGCCGACAAAUUUGGUUGCAUGCUGUUGCGACUGCCGGUCGCAAGACUAGGUCCCUAGUUUUUGGAAUACUGGACUUUGGAAUUCCUAUGCAGCUGCUGCAGAGCCUGAAGCUGAGAGCAGAGCGCCUCAUUUGCAUCGCAAGUCCCACGAUUCAGCGCGAUGGACGUCGCCACGUUGGUGUGACUCACCCCUCGCAGUUCACUCUGUGUGCUGAUGUCUGUGGACCUCUGAAGGUGCCCGGUGUUGACCCGGAAGGCAGGUCCAAGGCGCCGAAAAAGUUCAAGUAUUUUCUAGCUGCUUCGUAUCCUUUUCCUCGUUUGCACGGAAUGCCCGAAAUUCCAGAUCCCUUAGAGGAGGUAGAUCUUUCCAAGGAGCAGCCGCUGGAUGAUUUCCCUGAGGGUGCAGGUGUAGGGCUUACUGAAGAAGAAGCGAGGGAUAUCUUAGAGAAUCUUAGUGAAGAUGAUGGCCCACCUCUUCCGCCUCCGCUGCACGCUCCGGACGAUGGUUAUAGCCCCUCGAAAGAGGAGGCCGAGAGCCAAGAUGCUGAGGAGGAGAAAGAGGGAGAAGAGGCGCAGGAGGAGGAAGCUGACGACGAGGAGGAGGCACUUCCGAAUCGCGGUCCUCAAGAAGGGGAUUGGGAGUUUGAGUACUCUGAUCUCAAGGAGCCACUGCAGUCAGACAGACUCAUGUUCUGUGUUCCGCUGCUUGACAACAAGUCUCCUUGCGUUCUUGAAGCCCUUCAAGAAAUUUACCUCUACUUGCGGGCACUGAAUCUUCCAGUUUUGCGCUUGCAUACCGAUAG